Molecule: messenger RNA, 1329 nt
Organism: Penicillium canescens
Lineage: Eukaryota; Fungi; Ascomycota; Eurotiomycetes; Eurotiales; Aspergillaceae
Product: WD40 repeat domain-containing protein
Exons: 4
Coding region: 1-1329 (442 amino acids)
Biological process (GO): TOR signaling; regulation of actin cytoskeleton organization
Cellular component (GO): TORC1 complex; TORC2 complex
Molecular function (GO): protein binding
Source: RefSeq, a predicted model, not a curated record
AUGGCAACUCGCUGGAUGACAUCCGAGAUGGGGUCUCCAGUGUUAGCUAACCCCCCUCUUCGCUCUGUUAGCUCCUCCUUGUACGAACUUAGCAUAACUGAAUGCGCUCCUGAUUCCGCCUUUGACAACACGCCUCCGAUUUUUGACAUGAGUGUUAUCCUUUGCACUGCGGGGUAUGACCAUACCAUCCGCUUCUGGGAAGCGCUCUCCGGUAUUUGCUCGCGUACCAUUCAGCACCCGGACUCCCAGGUCAAUCGCCUGUGCAUUACUCCGGACAAGCGAUUCCUCGCGGCCGCGGGCCAUAACAAUGUCAAGCUGUUCGACAUCAAGUCGACCAACCCGAACCCUGUGAUUACUUUCGAGGGUCACACGAACAACAUCACCGGUGUUGCCUUCCACUGCGAGGGCAAAUGGAUGGUCACUAGCUCCGAGGAUGGAACCGUGAAGGUCUGGGAUACGCGUACCGGUAGCCUCCAGCGCAACUAUGUCCACCGUGCCCCCGUCAACGAUGUUGUGAUCCACCCCAACCAGGGCGAGCUCAUCAGCGGUGACCACGCCGGAAUGGUCCGUGUCUGGGAUCUGGGCGAGAGUGUUUGCACUCACCAGCUGAUUCCUGAGGAUGACACUGCUGUGCUUAGUGUCAGCGUUGCCAGUGAUGGAUCUCUGCUGUGCGCUGGAAACAAAAAGGGAAACGUCUACCUCUGGCGCAUGGUCCAGACCGACGAGACCACUCGCAUUAUUCCCGUCUGCACCUUCCAGGCCCACAAGGACUACCUCACCCGUGUUCUGCUCUCUCCUGACGUGAAGCACCUGGCGACUUGCUCUGCCGACCACACUGCGAAGGUCUGGAAUCUCGAUGCUGAUUAUCUGCCUGCCAAGGCUGUUCUCAAGCAAUGGAAGGAGAAGGAAGCCCAGAACCCUCCUGCGGAAACCCAGGCCGAAGUUCCAACUCCCCCAACUGAGACUCCAACCCAAUCCCGCGAUUUGCUGCGCAUCUUCGACACCCCGGCCCAGGACCGUGACCUUCUUCGUAUCACCGACAACCCUCCCCGCCAGGAGACUCCCCAGCAGACAUUCACUUCGUCUCCCGAUGGCCCCCCCAUGGACCCAGUCAACCACACCCUGUUCCUGGAGACCACUCUCGCCAACCACCAACGUUGGGUCUGGGACUGUGCUUUCUCUGCGGACUCUGCCUACCUUGUGACCGUCUCUAGUGACCACUACGCUCGCCUGUGGGAGCUCAGCACUGGUAACAUCAUCCGCCAGUACAGUGGCCACCACCGUGGCGCUGUAUGUGUUGCCCUGAACGACUACUCUGAGCCUCGCUAG